Molecule: messenger RNA, 1062 nt
Organism: Naegleria gruberi
Lineage: Eukaryota; Heterolobosea; Eutetramitea; Acrasida; Naegleriidae
Exons: 1
Coding region: 1-1062 (353 amino acids)
Source: RefSeq, a predicted model, not a curated record
AUGUUUGAAAAUAUUGAUUCUGGUUUAUUAACAGCUGGAUUUCUUGCUGGUACAACCCUCUUGUUGGGUUAUUUGAUGGGUAAAUCUGAUGAUAAUAGUAGUGAAAUUAAGAAAUCAAUGACAAAGGAGGAAAUUGAAGAUAUGCUUUCAAAAGCUACCAAGGAAAUUGAAUCCGGAUUGGUUGGAGCUUCCGAUAAAACAACACAAAAGUUGAAUGCUCUCAAGCAACUUGUAAAAUGUGUUUAUGAUCUUUAUGAUAUUAGUUACACUGAAAGCUUACCAAUUAAUCAAGGAGUUGAUUGUGAAUGUGCAUAUGGUUUUAAACGUGAGGAAUUUAAAGAUCCACAAGACAAACUUGUUGGUAGAAUUACACCACAUAAUUCAUUAUUAUUAUUCUUAACAAAUGUUCGUGCUACUGAAUGGGAAGCAAAUGCUGAAGAAACUCAAUUCCCAAUGAUUGGUAAGGCAACAACUCUUUUAAAGAAGAAGAAGAUAAAAAUCAGUAUUGCUGAAGCUUAUGAUGGAGAAAAGAUUGAAGGAAAUACAUUUAUCAUGAUACCUGAACAAAUCAAAUUUACAAAUGUUGUAGAUGAAGUUGAAUUGGAAAAGCUUGUAACAUUUGCAAUGAGUGGACAAACUAGCAGUGCAGAAGUUGAUGUAUCUAAAAUAGAGAGAAAUGUUAAACAAAGUACUAUUAUGAUUUGUUGUCACCAUCAAAGAGAUCAAAGAUGUGGAUAUUGUGGACCAAGAUUAUAUGAAGCUUUCCGUGAUUUCUGUAUUCAAAAUCAAAUUGAUAUUGUUUUAAGAAGAGUUAACCAUUUAGGAGGACACAAAUAUGCUGGAAACGUUGUCAUUGUUUACCAAAAUAAGAAAAUGCAAAAAUUACCAUGGUUUGUUGAUUGGUACGGAUAUGUAGAUUUGAAGGAUGUAGAAAGAUUAAUGUAUGCCCAUUUUGAUUUCACAGAAAAUCCUCAACCUUCAUACAGAGUUGUUAAGGAUUUAUGGAAAGGUAGACCAUCAAUGAAUAAGGAUAUGUUUGAAAAGUUUUUAAUGAUGCAAUAG